UUAAAAAAAUUAUAUUGAAAAGAAGUAUGCUAACAAAUAUGCUACUCCUCUUUGGCAGAUGGUGGUAGUCCAUUCAAUCUCCACUCAUUCUCAUUUCCUUUCUUUCUAUCUUUCUAAUAUCUCCAUCUCUCUUGAUUCUUCAAACAUUCUAAUCCAAACCCAUUUGAGGGCUUUCUGCAACAAAUUUUCUCUUGUUCAUUUUUUUAUUCACAAUUCUGGAUUAUCAUUUAGGAGUUUCUAUCAAGGUUAAAGGGGUUGUUCUGGUGUUGCCCCAUCAAUGUCAUCCAUUAUUCCUUCUAUGAGGCCUGACUCUUCAACGAAGAGCCACAGUUGUGACCAAAAGAAUAAGACAGAUCAAAUAGUAGGCAGCAAAUAUGGUGCUAAUAACUCUGGUUACGAGUCACCAAAAGGACCUGGGUCUAAACCUGGGUUUGAUCCCAGAAAGAUGGAUCCACUAUCCAAACCUGUUGUGACCAAUUCAACUCUGCAGGCUAAUCAUCACAGUCGUCCUAGUCCGAAGGGAGUACCUACAAAUUCUCAUCAACUGAUCCCAACAUCUAAUAAUACAAUACCACCGGCUAAUGCAAAGACGAACCAUGGUCAUAGCAUGGGUGCUCGUAGCGACAGCUUAGAGAGCUCUGCUGCAACAUUCAAGCCUCAUACUGGUGGCGAUGUUCGAUGGGAUGCAAUUAACAUGAUCAAUUCAAAAGGGGCUAUUGGUCUCAGUAACUUUCGGCUUCUGAAACGCCUUGGAUAUGGAGAUAUUGGAAGUGUGUAUCUUGUUGAACUUAGAGGAACCAGUGCUCAUUUUGCCAUGAAAGUAAUGGAUAAGGCUUCGCUUGCAAGUAGAAAUAAGCUACUUAGAGCACAGACGGAGAGGGAGAUUCUUGGGCUUCUUGACCAUCCAUUCUUGCCUACUUUAUAUUCUUAUUUUGAAACUGACAAGUUCUAUUGCUUGGUCAUGGAGUUCUGCAGUGGAGGCAAUCUUCAUUCUCUUCGCCAGAGGCAACCCCAAAAGUAUUUUACUGAGGAAGCAGCCCGGUUUUAUGCUUCAGAAGUAUUGCUCGCUCUGGAGUAUCUGCACAUGUUAGGUAUUGUUUAUAGGGACUUGAAGCCAGAAAAUGUACUAGUAAGAGAUGAAGGCCAUAUAAUGCUCUCUGAUUUCGAUCUCUCCCUUCGCUGCUCCGUCAGUCCAACCCUCGUCAAGUCAUCAUCUGUACAUGUUAACAAUGGUGGAAGUGGGAAUGCCAGUACAGGCAUUUUGGAUGAUGAAUUUGCAGUGCAUGGUUGUAUGCAGCCUUCCACAUUUUUCCCACGCAUUUUGCCAAGUAAAAAGAAUCGUAAAUCCAAAUCGGAUUUCGGCCUUUUCGUUGGAGGCGCCCUUCCAGAACUAAUGGCUGAACCAACAAAUGUACGCUCUAUGUCAUUUGUAGGCACGCAUGAGUACUUAGCACCAGAGAUCAUCCGCGGAGAAGGUCAUGGCAGUGCUGUGGACUGGUGGACUUUUGGGAUAUUCUUAUAUGAGCUCUUGCAUGGAACUACUCCCUUUAAAGGCUCUGGAAAUAGGGCUACCCUUUUCAAUGUUGUAGGGCAGCCCUUAAGAUUCCCAGAAACUCCACAAGUCAGCUUUGUGGCUAGAGACCUUAUUAGAGGACUUCUGGUUAAAGAACCCCAUAAACGUAUUGCUUAUAAAAGGGGAGCUACAGAGAUUAAACAGCAUCCAUUUUUUGAAGGUGUCAACUGGGCUUUGGUCAGAAGUGCAAUGCCUCCACAUGUACCUGAACCAGUAGACUUCUCACAGUAUGCAAGCAAAGAGCCGCCGCCAGCUGCUAAUAACAAGAAAAUGUCGGGUGCUGGAUCAGGUGAUCAUUACAAUGGCAGUCCUCAUACUCAAGAUUCUUCCUAUAUAGAAUUUGAAUACUUCUAGGAUAAGUUUAAAUAUUGAGAGUUAAACCCUUCUUCCUAUUUUGGAUUUGCUAUCUCUGGGAGAAUAUUUCUUUAAGUUGAAAAAAAAAAAAAAAAAAAAAAAAAAAAAAAGAGAGAGAGAGAGAAAAAGAAAAAAAAGAAAUGGAGAGAAUUUUUAACCCUAAUAAGACUUAUUAUAGUGAGAGUAAAUAUUUGUAUGUCUAAGAAUGACUUUUGUUGAGAGAAAAGGUUUGAUUAUUUCUUUCUAGGUGAGGACAAAUUAUUAAAUUAAUACUGUAUAUGAUCAAGGGAAGAAUUUAUAUA
Jatropha curcas is the source of this 2229-nucleotide messenger RNA. Its product is annotated as serine/threonine-protein kinase AGC1-7. Lineage: Eukaryota; Viridiplantae; Streptophyta; Magnoliopsida; Malpighiales; Euphorbiaceae. The record is from RefSeq and is a predicted model, not a curated record. Gene Ontology annotation, biological process: protein phosphorylation. Gene Ontology annotation, molecular function: ATP binding; protein kinase activity.